This is a messenger RNA of Limulus polyphemus (Atlantic horseshoe crab), 408 nucleotides long. RefSeq lists its product as uncharacterized. The coding region runs from base 1 to 408 and encodes 135 amino acids. NCBI's taxonomy places the organism in Eukaryota, Metazoa, Arthropoda, Merostomata, Xiphosura, Limulidae. The transcript has a single exon. The record is from RefSeq and is a predicted model, not a curated record.
AUGUUACAUGACUUACUCAUUGAUUAUCAAAAUAUCGUCUCCUGUGGACCUCGCGAGUUUGGCCAAACAUAUAAAUUAUCUCCUCUGAUUGACGCUGGAGAUGCAGUCCCAAUACUUCACUUAGCCAUACAACUCCCUCUUACAGAACAGGAGAAUGGUUUCAAAGAGACAAAAGCCAUAAUUGAACAAGAUACUAGUUCUUGGGCAUCACCUAUUGUACUUGUGAAGAAGAAAGAUAGAUCCACAAGGUUCUGCGUGGACUACCAUAUGGUGAAUGAAGUCACAAAAAAGGAUGCUUACGCACUGCCCAGGACAGACUCUACCUCGGAUGCUUUAUCUGGAUCAAAAUGGUUUUCAACAUUGGAGGUGGAUAUUGACAACUGCAAACCAACAAAACAAGUAGCGUAA